AUGUUUACUUUGAAGCGACUUGUCCAUAGAUUCAGUGUGAGCAAGCCUGCAGUAACUUUUUGUACUGGGAAGCUAAAUACAAGUAUUCCGGAAGGUUUACGGGAAUUCUUCGAUGAUCCGGCAAAUUAUGGUAAGGAUGAACUUGAUGAUAAGAAGAAGCCUGGUCGUCCAUGGAGUAAGGAUGAAUUAAGAUUAAAAUCAAAUACCGAUCUUCAUAAAUUAUGGUAUGUGCUAUUGAAGGAGCGCAAUAUGUUGCUGACAAUGCAGGAAGCAUGUGUUCAGAAAGCGCAUCGUAUGCCUAAUCCAGAUCGAAUUGAGAAAGUUGCUGAGAGCAUGCGUAACCUCGAAUCAGUGGUACAUGAACGUAACGAUGCCUAUUUUCGUCUUGAAACGGGAGAUGGUGCAGACCCACCUAUGCGAACUAUCACAUCUUUUGCGGGCUUUACUUAUCAGAAACAAGCCACAGAACAUCUCACAUCUCCUGAUAAACAAAAUGAAAAAGAAUAUGAAGUGCCCUAUCUCGACGAUGAUGCCUACUUACUGCAAAAAUUGUGGGCUGAAAAAGAGCAUGCAAAGCAACGUGAUGCUUUAGAUGAUGAAGUAAGACGAAGGCGGCGUAGCAAAGAUCAAGUGAAGCAUCGACGCUCAGCCCGCUCUUAUAUCAGUGACAUUGCCCAGCUUAAAGAAGUGAAAGAAUUGGUCUCACUUCGACCUACCUGGAAGAAAUCAGAGCAAAAGUUGAACGAUAGGAAAAUCCCUAAGCUGAAUGAGUUUUUAUUGAAACGCGAUUAUAUUGGUGCUAUGUCAUUGUUACAGUUUCAAUCAAAAAAUGGAAAUAUUGGUGAUUUAAUGGAACUUUGGCUAGGACAUUGCGCUUUUCAUGCCGGCGAAUAUCGGAAAGCAAUAUCGAUAUAUGAAAAAAUGCUUACUGAGAAAAAUUGUCCAUUGGAAGUGAAUGUUUAUAUCGCUUGUUGCUUUUUUUUCCUUGGAUUAUGUGUAGAAGCCAAACAAUAUGCCGAAAAAGGUCCGAAGAAUGCACUUCAGAACCGUUUAUUAUUUCAUUUGGCAUAUCGAUUAAAGGAUGAGAAGCAAUUAUUGGUGAAUCAGAGUAAUCUACAAGAUACUGUUGAAGAUCAGUUAUCACUCGCUGCGAUGCAUUAUCUGCGUUCACAUUAUCAAGAAGCUAUUGAUAUCUAUAAAAAGAUUCUAAUUAGUAAAAAAAAUUUCAUUGCUUUGAAUGUCUAUCUUUCUUUAUGUUAUUAUAAGCUUGAUUACUAUGAUCUUUCACUGGAAGCGUUGCAACUUUAUUUGAAUGAAAAUCCCGACAGUGCCAUUGCUAUAAAUCUGCGUGCCUGUAAUCACUACAAAUUAUAUAAUGGUAAAACUGCAGCGAAAGAACUUCAAAAGUUACAAAAUGGGAAAAUAUCAAAUUUCAUGUUUGUGAAGGAUCUCAUCUCUCACAAUACAGUUGUCUUCAGUGAUGGAAAUGCCGCACUUCAAGUUUUUCCACCACUUAUUGAUAUUUUACCUGAAGCAAGACUUAAUUUGAUAAUUUUCUACCUGAAAAGAGAUGAAGUGGAAGCAGCACUUAAUCUGGUAAACGAUUUGGAUCCGCAACAUCCAACUGAGCAUCUUCUGAAGGCAAUUACUUAUUGUACCAUUAGUUAUCAGAAGAAAUCUAAGGAGCAUUUGGAAUUGGCGCAAGAAUAUUUUAGAAUAGUUGGCGAAUCAGCUGCUGAAUGCGAUACAAUUAUCGGUCGACAAGCUAUGGCGUCCUCCUACUUUCUAAGUAAUCAAUUUGACGAAGUACUCGUUUAUUUGAACUCAAUUAAAACUUAUCUUCAUGAUGAUGACACAUUUAAUUUUAACAUUGGUCAAGCCUUAUUAGCCAGUGGUAACAGCGAGGAAGCUGAAACUAGCCUAUUACUUGUCGUUGAUGAAGAAUUGAGGAAAAAGCCAGCUUAUUUUCUGAGCCUUGCUCGGGCCUAUAUCCAAAAUGGUAAAAGUAACUUAGCUUGGGAAAUGUAUAGGAAGAUGAAGAACUCUGAUGAUAUUUUGAAAUUACUAUCUUUAAUUGCAAACGAUUGUUAUAGGAUUGGUGAUUACUUAUACUCGGCAAAAUCAUUUGAUGCUAUGGAGAGAAUUGAACCAAAUCCGGAAUAUUGGGAAGGCAAACGUGGGGCUGUUAUUGGAGUAUUCAAACUGGUCGUGGAACAAAAAGCACUACCAGUUUUUUCCAAUCGAUCAGUCUAUCUUCAAAAAAUUCGAUAUUAUGGAUUUGACAUGGACUUUACAUUAGCAAUUUACAAAUCACCAGAAUAUGAUAUUUUGUUGUACAACAACAUUAUAAGUCGUCUAAUACUACUCGGCUAUCCCGAGCAAUUACGAUCCUUUCCAUAUGAACAGGAUUUUGCCAUUCGUGGUUUAUGGUUCGAUCGAACUUUUGGUAAUUUAUUAAAAGUUGAUGGAUUUGGAAAUAUUCUUGUUGGUAUACAUGGCUAUAAUUAUCUUCGUCGGACAAAUGAUGGUACAGGCGUUCGAAACGGCGACACCAUAAUAUCUUAUAAAUCACUUGCUGAAGAUGUUUUAAGCGCUGUCAAUUAUGUUCAUAAUGAUAGUUCGUUAAAAAGCGAUGUUUUGCAAAAUUUGGACAAAUAUAUCAUCAAAGAUGAUCGAAUUAAACCAUUCCUGCAAUUGAUCAGCGCUCAUGGUGGACGGACAUUUCUUCUGACCAAUAGCAACUACAGUUAUACAAAUGGAAUAUUAAGCUAUUUGAUUGGGCCAGAUUGGACAUCAUAUUUUGACGUUUCAAUUGUUGAUGCAAAAAAACCGCUGUGGUUCCUGAAAGGCACUGUUUUUCGACAAAUCGACACUGCAACAGGAACGCCUAAAAUUGGUGUGCAUCAGGGAUUACUUAAAAAGGGUGACGUUUAUGCUGGCGGUAAUGCAGAUGAUUUUCGUCGAUUAUUUAAUGCUCGAGAUAGAGAAGUGCUAUACAUUGGUGAUCACAUUUUUGGUGAUGUACUUAAAUCGAAGAAGACAAAAGGAUGGCGUACAUUUCUUGUGAUACCUGAACUCGUAAAAGAGAUAUCCAUUUGGUCACAACAGCAUGAUUUAUUUGAAAAAGUGAUAGAAUUGACUAAACAGGUUGAAGGGAUGUAUAAUCAAAUAAAUGUUAGCUCUACUCAACAAAGUAUUCAAGAAGGAAAUGCUCAAAUCCGAGUAGAACGAUUUGCGGAUCUUUAUUCUUCCAGUUGUUAUAAUUUAAUUUACUAUCCACUUUUUUAUUUUUUCCGUGCUUCGAUGACAUUAAUGCCGCAUGAAGUGAAUGCCGACAAAUGUAUCCGUAAAAAGAAAUUGGUAUCGGCAUCAAGCGGAAGUAGAAAAAGCAUCAAAAAAGUGCCACAUGUUCAAGAAGAUACUAUAGCGGCUACUGAGGAAGAGCCUUCAGGUGACGUUAGUAAUGAAGGACAGACGUCUUCAAAAUCCGAAUAA
Molecule: messenger RNA, 3495 nt
Organism: Acanthocheilonema viteae
Lineage: Eukaryota; Metazoa; Nematoda; Chromadorea; Rhabditida; Onchocercidae
Source: the annotation of a GenBank genome assembly